UUAAAUAUCGGAAUUCAAAAGGUUUCUCAAUUGACUCCAACACAAAAUGUGCAAAACUCCGUGUGGUGACCUUCGAUGUGCUUUAUAUGGAGGACCUGUGAUACAUGAAGGUGUUUGCAAUCCGACAAUUAUCAAGACUGAAGUGAAAUAUAUGGAAUGUUGCAAUACUGAUGUUGUUCGGCAAGUCAAUAAUAUCAUAACAGGACCAAUGCAUAUACGAGUCAUGAAUUUCUGUCCACAAAAACUCACAGAAUGUCAAGCUGGAUAUUUUGAUCCACCCCAAUGUUCUAUCACUUUUUAG
Chironomus riparius is the source of this 301-nucleotide messenger RNA. NCBI's taxonomy places the organism in Eukaryota, Metazoa, Arthropoda, Insecta, Diptera, Chironomidae. The record is from the annotation of a GenBank genome assembly.